GUGAACACAGAAGACAGCACUGGGAGAAACAGGGAGAGAAGAGGAUCAGCAGCUCCUCAUGGCUGUUUCUCACUGGCUCCUCACUGCUGUAGUCUUUCUGCUGCCCUUCAUGACUCAAGUUUCAGCACAGGAAAAAGGAUGUUCUGUCGAUAAUAACAAACCAAGCAUUUAUGAAAAUAACAAGCCUGGCGACGUAGUGACCACAAUACAUGUGGAACAAGGCUUCACUGUAAUGAUUGAUCCUGCUUCCCCUGAUGCCAGUUUUUUCACUAUACAGGGGCUUGAACUGCAGCUGAGCCAAACUGUGGAUUAUGAGAAAGACACCUUGCUUCUGGUGUUCCUGAUUUGUCAGAACGCUGCUGGGCAGAGGGAUUCUUUGGAAAUUAGUUUGACCAUUCUCAAUCAGAAUGAUAACAGCCCAGAGUUUGCAAAAGAGAAUCUCACCAGAACUGUUCCUGAGGAUACAAAAGUGAAUGCAACCAUUGUAGCCCGUACAGAUUUAAGCGCUAGCGAUGCUGACCUGGACAUCAUCUUCUAUGAACUCACAACAAUUGUGAUGGGAACAGAUGGUUAUUUUGCCAUAAGAGGAGUUAAUAACCCAGAGAUCUAUUUACAAAAAACAUUGGACUAUGAGAAAUUUAAAUCUACAACACUGGCCUUGUAUGCAAGGGACAGGCCUGUGGACAGCGCUGACAUCACCCACACAGCUACUGCAACAAUAAAUAUUGUUAUUGAACAAGCUGACACCAAACCACCCUGGUUCCUGCCCUGCACCUUCAUCAACACAGAGAAGAGUGUGUGCAUCAGCAGCCCCUACACUGGGAGGGUCAACAUGGCCGAGAUGUCGACGGAACCACUUGUCCUAGAGCCAGGGCCUCUCUAUGCUAUUGAUCCUGACUACACUUUAAAUGAAAAAAUCGUGUACAGUAUUGUUGGAGGGGAUCCAGACAAAGUAUUCUCAGUGGGUGCAGACACAGGGAAUCUAACCAUGAACAAAGUAGCAACUGCCCCAGACUCCUACCUAUUGCAAGUCAUGGCCACCCAGGUCAACAACAUACAGAAAUAUGCCAUAGUUAGUGUAGAGAUUAAGGUCAUAAAUAAAAGUGACUAUCCACCACACUUUGAGAGCAGGAUCUACAACGGGAUAGUAUCUGUUGGGCUGGCCCCAAGAAGCUUUGUCUUCCGAGCUGGUGAUCCUUCCAGCCCCCUGAUGAUAACAGCAAUGGAUGAUGACUUCCCUGAUAAAGUCAACCCAAACAUUGAGUACUACAUAAAGAACAGCACUGAUUUCAUUGCAACGAAAGAUGGACUCAUCCUGACAAAUGUGGAGCUGCAGUCACCAGGAACAGUAGCCAUUGAGGCUGUUGGAAAAGAUAUGGUGAGCCUGCAGAAGGCAAGCACUGUAAUCCUGGUGGAGAUCACACCUGCUGCAGCUGUAACCUCCCCCGAUAAAAUAUACACUGCUCAGGAUAUGGGUAUCUUGGGUGGUAUAUUAGCAGCACUGCUAUUAAUUGCCUUAGUCCUCCUUGGAAUAAUGAUCUAUAAACAAUAUGGAAAACCAGUCAAAUACCUGAUAAGGAAAAAGUUCUCCAAAGAAAUGUCUAGGGGUUACCGGAACCAAUCCUACCAGCAAGAUGAACACCCAUAUGUGAACACCAAACAGCAAGAGAUGUCAGAAAAUGGCGAUGUCCAUUUACACAUGACACGUGCAUUAGAGCAUUCAGCAUUUUCCUUGCCCUCGUCCAGUGCAGAAGAAAUCAACAGCCAACCAAAGGUUUCUGUGGCUUCCACCAUCAUCUUUGACCAGGAAGAGAAAGAGAAAGAAAUGGAAGAAGAGGAACAGAAAGCAAUAGAAGAAGAGAAACAGAAAGCAAUAGAAGAAGAGAAACAGAAAGAAACAGAAGAGGAGACUGGGCAGGAGAAAGAAGUGAAGUCUAUCCUCAAGACAGACAGGCACACAGCAGAUGAUGGCUACAAAGCUGUGUGGUUUAAGACUGACGUGGAUCCAGAUGCUGGAGAGAGGGUUGAAAUUAUUGAGGACAAUGCAGCAGAUGACGAUGAUGACAGUGACCCAGAUCUGCAGAAGCAGUAGCAGAUAUGUCACAGAUGCAGUGGCAGAAGAUGACAAUGACAUAUAAUGGAAAUGGACCUGCACUCCCCACCCAGAAUGGGUGAAUCUCAGCUGCUUUGCAGAGUUGAAGCCCGUCUUUCUGCUCAGGGGGGAAACUGGAAUGCAGGAGGAUGAGGUUGCCUGUCCUGCUUGUCUGAAUGCAGCAAUUAAAGCCAGAAGAGACUACAGGUAAUUCAACCUUAGUGAGACACUAAAAGUGAGGAUUUUGUGUGGAGGAAACACAAAUCUCAUAUCUCUACCUUCCUGCCUCUUCCCCUUGGAGCCCCUAAUGUCACACUCCCCAAACUGGCUGCAAAUACAGCAGAGAUGUAGCUGAAUUGAUUUGGAAGCACUUAGCCCACCUCACAGUAGUAAAUUUCUGCAACCGGAUGUUCAUCUCCUCUUGGCAGGUAAAUAAGGCAGCACUGACUGCCUGGCUGUUCCCUUUAGGGUGUUAGUGUUUGAUGCCAGCUGCAAGGUGUCAGCCAGCACACGUCACCCUGACCCUGCAGUUGCUCAGAUGACUGUAUCCAGGAGCUCACUGCAGGGCUUGGCUCUGCUCUCUGCUAUGCCAGACUCUGUCCACAAGCAGCUGGCAUGUGCCACCAUGGUCCUCAUCCUGCCAACAGCCAGUCUACACACUCGGGAGCUGCUGUUUCCUCUGUCCUGCUAAGCAAGGACUGAUCUCAUGUUCUUUACUAAAGGACUUUGUCAUCAUUUUUUCUAUGUCAUAAAAUCACUAAUUGUGCAGUACUUCUUUAGCUGUCUGUCUCAUACCUGUCAGGGAAAAGAGCUCCUGCCAGGACCAGCCUAUGAAACAUCAGGGGUCUUUCUAGCUUUCUGGGCUUUUGGCAGCAAUGGGUAUCAUUCCAGUGGUGCUGAAUGUGGGGUCAGCAUAUUGUUUCCCAUUGUUUCCCUGUCCAACAGGGCUCAAGGCCUUUUUAUCAUUGUUGCAGAAGGUGGAGCUCAGCAUUGCCAGAUAUCACCACCAUUUCUCUGCUCCUCUCUCAUCUCAGAUGCCAACCCCUUUGCAUACCACCUUUUUUCAUUCAUGAGGAGAAUAACAGGCUCUUCUCAGUGGUUCACUGAGAGCAAGUCAGCUCUGCCACGCUUGGCUUGAGUCCAGGCUUGAGCUAGAAUGCCUGCUAAUUGAUUUCAUGGGGUGACAGCACCAUAGCAUGUUGGACCCCUCCUCCCUCAAUCCUCCCUCAUCUUUCAGCAAUAUUGUCUUCAGUUACGGUCCUGCCAUAAAGCCCAAAUUCAGAAAAGUGAGCACAGCAUUUCUGGGUGGCAUGGGGAGUAAAGUGUUUGAUGCUCUGGUCUAGAUGCACACCUGCCACCAACCAACCUCUUCUCCCAGUUGGCAACCAAAAGCUGGGCUGAUUUCCACUGGCUGAGAACAGAGCUGUGUGCAUUUGCAUCUUCUGAUCUAACAGCACAAAAUUUAUGCUGCUCUUGGUUUUCUCAUUUUGGGGCAGAGCAGACAUGGGCUGUUGAGUGUUUAACUUCCAGUAGAAAGCUCAGUAGUGUCCAAGUAAAGGAUGCAGCAGAAGGAGCUUGGGUCACUAAUGUUGAUCUCACUUUCUCAGCUUAGCACAACAGCAUAGAUUGCAACAAAGUAAGUCUCAUGGCAGACAUACAACACCAAGAAAUAAUCCUGCCUUUUCCCUAUAAACCAAGAUGCACAUUGCUGCCAUCAUUCCAGAUAAACCCUUGAGACAGGAAAACCAAAGCAUGGCUGCUGGGAUCCACAUGUACACCAAAGCACAAAUUAUUUCCAAGGAGGCUUUUAUCCUCUUGGUCCAUACUUUCUGUCUGUACAUCUCCCUGUCCCAGUGUUGCUAGUGCUCAGUUCAGCUCUCCUUUCUCUGAGAAGUGCUGCCCUUGCUGUGUGGACUUUGGGACCUGCACUUUUGCUGAAGGUGGAGAUUGAGAUGUGGAAAGCUUUCUUCCUUACUGCAAUAAAGCUAUUUGCCCAGAAA
Apus apus (common swift) is the source of this 4092-nucleotide messenger RNA. RefSeq names its product cadherin related family member 5 (gene CDHR5). Gene Ontology annotation, cellular component: catenin complex; adherens junction; membrane. The record is from RefSeq and is a predicted model, not a curated record. Gene Ontology annotation, biological process: cell-cell junction assembly; cell morphogenesis; homophilic cell-cell adhesion. NCBI's taxonomy places the organism in Eukaryota, Metazoa, Chordata, Aves, Apodiformes, Apodidae. Gene Ontology annotation, molecular function: calcium ion binding; cadherin binding. The transcript is spliced from 14 exons. The coding region runs from base 59 to 2092 and encodes 677 amino acids.